Messenger RNA from Adelges cooleyi (spruce gall adelgid), 4401 nucleotides. RefSeq names its product probable RNA helicase armi. NCBI's taxonomy places the organism in Eukaryota, Metazoa, Arthropoda, Insecta, Hemiptera, Adelgidae. Gene Ontology annotation, molecular function: helicase activity. The coding region runs from base 963 to 4001 and encodes 1012 amino acids. The record is from RefSeq and is a predicted model, not a curated record. The transcript has 16 exons.
ACGAAUUACUAUCUAAUUUAUAGCAAUACGAAUUACGAAUUAAACAAGGUGAAUUUAUAAAUCUAUUUUGGGGUUUGGUUUAUAAAUUGAAACUAUGAUAUACUGAAAAAAGCUAAUGGAUUGUAAUCAGAAAUUAAGGUUCCUUUGAGACGUAAUGGUGCAUCGACUUUUCUUAAGUCCCCAAGAGACAUGACGCCAAUCAGAAGCGAUAGACAAUAGUAAGAUUAUUUUGCGUCCAAAAUAACUUGGAAUACAUCCUUAUACGCGCCUUGACUUGCUCGACGUUCUAAUGAAAACGAAAUUCCACUGCCCGCUUCAGAGACAUUGGUAAUAUAAAUGAAAAAUCGAUUGGCUAUUCGUUGUUACCGCGGUUAUCUAACCUACGAAGUAAAUAACCACGGUCAUUUCCCGGCUAUCCAUAUGAUGAGGCUUCGUUGCCGUUUUAACUUUUUACUCCAGUACAAAAGCAUUUUCCAUUUCUAUAAUCUAUCAUAGAGUACCUAAUAAUUUCUAUCGACCGAGGUUGGUAGUACCUAUGCACGCACUCAACUCAAAGGGAAUGACGAUAGUGGCCGGUACACUGUAUACAUCAAUUACCCUUAGUCAUUGUCCCUUAGGUUUCUAGGUUAACAGCUGCUGUUUUUCCCCUACAAACGAAACAAUCAAUAAAAUACUGGCCAAUGACAUUGAAGAACACCAGACAGCUGCAGCGCUGAGUCAUGAUGUUGUUCGAACCUAUCCACCGGCACCGGGCACCAUAUAUGUGAUGAGUAAAUGUCCGUUAUUUUUUAUAUCGUCUACAGUAGUAUGACUAAUAAGUAGUUGUAAUACUAUAUUAAAUAAGUACUUAUUACUUAUACAAUACUUUUUUAUUGCUUUUUGUGAGUUUAAAUAUUUGUUGUUAACAUUCAGUUUUGUUUCUAAUUCUUUUGUAUACUGAUCCUUACUGUCCUAAAAUCACUAUGGAUUUUUUAAGGGCAAUCUGGAACUGGAUUACAGGAAAACCGGAUAUAGUUGAGCUUCCGUCCAAUAUAUUUUUUGAAAAAGACGUAUCAUCGGAAAACGACUUUUGGAUUUCUUGUAUUUUGGAUCCGACAUUAGAAAUCAAAUAUGUCAAUGGUAUUGUAACAAAACUAUUGGACACUGACAAAUGUUUAAUCAAUGACAUAUAUCAUUACCAGCCUAAAACUGAUAGAGAAAUCCGUAAUUUCCCAUAUAUUGAAGUUAAUAACCAUGUCAGAGUAUCAAUGUAUAGAAAAAAAAAUUCAAACGAUGAAUGGAAAGUUGCUAGCUGUGUUUUAUCGAAAAAUGGAUCCCACAAUCAAGCAAAUAGACUGGCUGCUCACAAAUCAGUUCAUGUAGAGUCUGAAGAACCUCCUGUUGAAAAUGAUGACACAGACAAUAAUAAUAAUAAUGAUGAUGAAGAAGAAAAUUCUAAUGUAACAAUUGAGGUGAUUGGGGAAAUGCCAAAAAUCAUUGGUUUUGAACAAGUAUCAACAGUACAGAUAUUAUUUAGAAAUAACAGUUACGUUGAAAAGCAAGAAGUGCUUGACUAUUACACAACAGUUGGAAGCAAAUCUCAGUUAUCAAUUGUUACUAAACCCAAGUUACCAAUUAUUCUUGAUGUUCAAUCUCAAUAUAUUUUUGAAAUAAACUUGGAAGGAAAAUUUCUAGGAAGAUCAACAGAAAAAGUAGAAUUUGUUUUUAAAGACAUUAUAUAUAAAGUAGGCAUACAAAUCGAAGUAGUGGACUCAAGAAUAAUUAUUCCAUUAGAUACCAAAGGUUUUACAAGACACCAAGUUGAUAUGAAGGCUUUACUUGACAUUCAAAAUGAGACAUUCGUUCCAGGGAUUCGUCCAGGGAAAAAAUCACAAUUUAAUAGAGUUAAAAUUGGGCAAUGGAACAUCAGUCCUGAAUUGAUGAAAUGUUUUUGGACAGAUGAUGGAAAGUCUAAUUUCCAAAUACACGAAAUCAAAGAGAAAGUGCAGGACCUAUAUCCUGCUGCUUUUGAGUCGCUGUGCUACCAAAAUUAUAAACAAAAAUUUCACAUACUUUUAUUCAUGGAAGAAAUUGAAAUUACUAUAGCACUACAAAAGUAUGCAAAGGAGAGAAUUCAUUUUGAACAAUGUGGUGAAUAUUUAUCAUUGAAAAUACCUGAUCUCGCAGAACAACGACCUUCAUUAGUGUGUGGAGAUUUUGUUGCAGUAACAGACCCUCCAAACUGUACUAAGUUAUUAGGUGAAAUUGGACGAUAUGAAGGUAUUAUACACAAAGUUACUGCUGACUCAUUAUUGUUAAAAUUUGAUCCAGAAUUUCAUAAUAAAUGUGGUAACUGGGACUUCAGCGUGACAUUUUUCCUUUCAAGAACACUAUAUCGAAGACAACAUGAAAUCAUCGAAGCUGUAUGGAAAAAAAAAAGUUUAGGCGAGGAAUUUUUAUUUCCUUACAAAGAAAGCAUGGAAUAUCAGCCACCUAAAAUAAUAAUGAAAUGUGAAAAUGAUGAAGAACAAGAAAAUGAGCAAGGAAACGACGAUGAUAAUAAUCAAAACAAAAAUAAAAUGUUACCGCAACCUAAGGUUAUUCAGGAAAUUAAGUGGUUUAACCAAAAACUAAAUCUCGAACAAAAAUGUGCUGUCAUAAACAUACUGAAAGGCGAAAGCAGACCAAUGCCAUAUGUCAUAUUCGGACCACCUGGUACAGGAAAAACCAUAACAUUAACAGAAGCUAUAAUUCAAGUUUACAAAGAAGUCCACAAAAGCAAAUUAUUGGUAUGUGCUCCAACAAAUUCUGCAGCUGACUUAUUGCUAAUUAAACUCGUGGAAACUGGAUUGUUUGAUACAAAUAUAAUGAAGCGUUUAGUUGGUUAUAAUUAUUUUUCAACUUCCAAUUACACUGAAGAAAUAGAAAAAUAUUGUUUUUUGCCUGAUACUGAGAAUGCAGUCAAUUAUAAUAGUUCAUCAGAAGUUAAAACUAUUAAUAGAAAUGAUGUUCUCAAAUUGAAAUUAAUAAUUACUACUGCAGGAUCAGCUUCGAUGCUAUACAUGAUGGGAAUUCCAAGUGGAACAUUUACUCAUAUAUUUGUUGACGAAGCUGGUCAAAUGACUGAACCCGAAAUAUUAUUACCUAUUUCAUUUUUAGAUACUUUACGAGAUGGACAAGUUAUUAUGGCUGGUGAUCCUAAACAGUUGGGACCUGUUGUUUUAUCAACAUUAGCAAAGAGAUCUGGUCUAGGACAAUCUAUGUUAGCCCGUUUUAUUCAUUAUCCGUCAUAUAAAAGAGAUGUAGAUCUUUUUCCUCAUAAUAAUGGUUACAAUCCUAGAGUUAUAACUCACUUGAUUCGUAAUUAUCGUUCAUUACCAGAAAUUGUUGAUGUUUUUAAUAAAUUGUUUUAUGACUCGUUGCUUACAGCAAAUAAAUUAAGCGAUAACGUACCAGAAAAAAUAAUGGUUAAUAGUGUAAAUGAAAACGCUCACUGGAAUAUUAAUUGUAAAGGGCCUGUUAUUGUGCAUGGAAUUAAAGGUGAAGAUUUUCAGGAGCCCUCUAGUCCAUCAUGGUUUAACCCUCAUGAAGCUUUUCAAGUCUUGUUAUAUACUACCAAAUUACUAAAAGCAGGCAUAUCGGGAGAAGAUAUUGGUAUUAUCACUCCAUAUAGUGCUCAGGUGUGGAAGAUCAACGAAUUAUUAAGAACGUAUCAUCCAGAAAUCACAUUGCCUAAGGUUGGCACUGUUGAAAUGUUCCAAGGUCAAGAGAGAAUGGUUAUAAUUAUAUCCAUAGUCAGAAGUAAAUCCAAAAUUGGAAGUGAGAAGGACGACAAAUUUGGUCUUGGUUUUGUCGGAUCAAAGGAACGUAUCAAUGUUUCUUUAUCAAGAGCUAAAGCUCUCUUAAUUAUUAUUGGAAAUCCAACGAACAUGUUAGCAAACAGUUAUUGGAAGAAAGUACUGAAUCAAGCUAAGGCAAAUACAAAUUAUAUUGGAUGUAACGUAACAGAAUGGACUGACUAGAAUAAUUAUGAACAAAUUCUUACCAAAAAAUAAUAAUGGGAAACAAACCAUAUUUCUUACUUAAAAUUACCAAUUUUGUUGAAUUAAUUAUAAUAAGUAAAUACUGACAUUUGUUCACAGCCUAUCGAAAUGUUAUGUAUACUUUAUAAAAUAUUUUAUUUAAAUUAUUCACAUAUCAUAUCAACGUGCAUUUCAAAUUAUUUUUUUCUAGAAUUAAGUUUACAAAUUGUUUUAAUAUUAAAUUUACAAAAAAAAAAAAAAUGAUUAUUACUUGAUAUUUUCUUUUCUAAUAUAACUUCUAUUAACAUGUUUAAAACCCUAGAACUUGCAUGUUAUACACUUAAUGCUACAUGACCACCGUUCAGUAAUCACCAAAUUAUUGUAAUUCUUUAUUGUACCA